Molecule: messenger RNA, 1598 nt
Organism: Setaria italica (foxtail millet)
Lineage: Eukaryota; Viridiplantae; Streptophyta; Magnoliopsida; Poales; Poaceae
Exons: 2
Coding region: 340-1320 (326 amino acids)
Biological process (GO): regulation of transcription by RNA polymerase II
Cellular component (GO): SAGA complex
Molecular function (GO): transcription coactivator activity
Source: RefSeq, a predicted model, not a curated record
AACCAAUAAUUUGGGGGAAAAUCUCCCCAGUUGCGGCGGCCGGAAAGAAAAAAUAAAAUAAAAAGAGGAAAUAUUUUUUCCUCGAUUUUUCCACCCCCACCCCAAUUCCGACUCGCCGGCGGCGGCCCGAUCUCGCCGGAACCCUAGUCGAGGUGGGGGGGAUAGCUUGGGGCCGAGCUCGAGCGAUCGCUUCUCGCGGUGAGCUCGGCGGCCGCGGAUCGCUUGAGCCCGAGGCCAGCGGCGGGGGCGUCGUCGUUUAGGGUUUGGUUUGCUCUCCCCGGAGCUGCUGCUCGGCCGGAUCGCUUGCGGGGCUGCAUUUGGCGUCCGUCGGCGGGCGAGAUGCAGCCGCCGCCCAAGAAACUCGCCCGCGUCGACACGCUCGAGCUCAAGGCGCAGAUCGUGAAGCGGCUCGGCCACCAGCGCGCCGAGCUCUACUUCCGCGGCCUCAGGAGGUUCCUGGGCUGUCAGCUCGGCAAGGCCGAGUUCGAGAGGAUCUGCGUCGCUGCGCUUGGGAAGGAGAACAUCAGGCUCCACAAUGUCCUCAUCCGGUCCAUCCUUGGCAACGCGUGCGUGUCGGAUGGGCCGGCGCCGAGCAAGCAGGCACCCACCGGGAACUCACAGACGAGCACCGUGUCGAAUGGGACGCUGAACAAUGGCUUGCUGCCAGCGAGGAGGGUGAGGCCUCUGACUAGGAGGUUUGGUGACAAGCUGAGCCCGAUCGGCAAGUCCCCUCUUGGUCAUCCGGGGGCUGGGGAGUUUGUGUCAACUGGUAGCAAGGCUCUGCAAGAGGUUAUCUCUGUGGAGGAUGGCGAGGAGGUCGACCAGGACCGGGGUAGUCCGGUCUGCGUGCAGAGCCAAAGCCCGAUCAGGGCGCCGCUGGGAAUUCCAAAGGCUCAGAAUUCUCAGCCUUCGACAUCUUGCUCUUCAGAUGUGUGCUACAAUAAUGGCGAGUUGCCAGAUUCUCAGUGGCUGUCCAAGCUACUUGAGGAUAAGCUGAAGGCUCAAGGUCUCAGCAUGCGCAAAGAGUGUGCUGAUGCGUUGAACUCUGGGCUGAACAUGUACAUGCGUCAGAUGUUGAAGGCUUGUUUAGGUGUUGCGAAAGCAAGGGGAAACAACGCGAGGAUGCGCCAACCAAAUGGGCGUACUACUGCUGCUGCUGUAAGUAGUGGGCGGAAUAACGGCUUUCCCACUGAAUCAGGCGGUUCUUACCAAGCUUCGUUGCUUGAUCUUUGGACAGCAGUGCAAUUCAAUGAUCGGUUACUGGGAUAUGAUCAUGCUCUGCAACGUGAGAAGAUCGCUUCUCAUCUCCACAACAGAUGAUUGAGGGCAGCUAGUUUUCCGCUGAUUUGUAACAGACCUUAUGUCAGACAAGUGUAGGAAGUAUAUUGCAGCACCAUUAAUCUUGCUGUAGAAACUACAGGUAGUUAGGUUGAGGUAAAAGUGGAGUUUGAGUGUAGGGCUGGGUAGUGUACCCUUGGUUGGUGAGGAUGACACUUCUUAGGAUGAAGUACAUGAUAGUGACCAGUGAGCUUCAUUUACCUGUGAUUAUUCACAAAAAUAAUAGUAAUAAUAAAAUAUUCUAGAAUCUGUCUUGGCUU